GAACGCGCACUUUGGAUGCGACACAACUAUGCCGGGUAGGCAAAUCUUAAUUACGGUGCACAUCAAUUAUGUAUUACUGCAAUACUGGAGUUUUUUUUAUUUUUAUGAAUUGAGUGAAUUACAUUCUUUAAGAAAAAGCGAAUAAUUUGCUCGCUUAAUUAGGUUACUCAGAGAGAAGGACAUCAUUGAACAAUCAGUGAUUGCGUGUAAAGGCUGAAAAAACGAAAUUAAUGAAUAAAGAAUUCGCUACAGCAUACCUACAUCUUUUAUUUAAGGCUCAUGCUGGUAAAAAAAAAAAGAUCUGCAGACAGCAGGAGCACAGGCACGCCUGACUCUCUCGCAGACAUCCCACCCAUGUGAUCUCACAGGCGUCCUCCCUCCACUCCAGUCAGGAUCCAGCCUUUCAGCCGGCAGCAGCUAAUGAGUCUUUGUGUGGCUAGGGUGCAGUGGCGGAGACGGAGAGGAAGGCCAUGAGCGGAAUACUUAAGAGAAGGUUUGAGGAGGUGUCCUCCUCGCCGUGCUCCUCGUUGCGGGAGUCUGAUUACGAGGUCUCCUGCAGCGAGAGCGGGGACAGCAGCGACAGUGUCAACCCCUCGGCCUUGGGUACCUUCACCCCUGACUCCAUCCUGAAGCGAGAGAAGCGUGUGAGGACGAGGAGGGUGCACUUUGAGAACGUGACGGUGUACUACUUCAGCCGGCGCCAGGGUUUCACCAGUGUGCCCAGUCAGGGAGGCAGUACGCUGGGCAUGUCCAACAGACACAGCUGUGUCAGGCAGUUCUCCCUGGGAGAGUUUGCCCUGGAGCAGGAGAGGAUCCACAGAGACAUGCUCCGAGAUCAUCUGAAGGAGGAGAAAAUCAACUCCAUUAAACUCAAGCUGACUAAGAACGGUACAGUGGAGUCGGAGGAGGCCAACACGCUCACGGCUGAGGACAUCUCUGACGAUGACAUUGAUCUGGAAAACACGGAGGUGGACGAGUACUUCUUCCUCCAGCCCCUCACCACGAAGAAGCGCCGGGCUCUGCUGCGGACCUCGGGGGUGAAGAAAAUUGACGUGGAGGAGAAGCACGAGCUGCGGGCCAUCCGGUUGUCCAGAGAGGACUGUGGCUGCGACUGCAGAGUGUUCUGUGACCCAGAGACAUGUGCGUGCAGCGUAGCAGGAAUCAAAUGUCAGGUGGACCGCAUGUCUUUUCCCUGUGGCUGUACCAAGGAGGGGUGUAGCAACGCGGCCGGCCGGGUGGAAUUUAACCCCAUCCGUGUACGGACCCACUUCCUGCACACCAUAAUGAAGUUAGAGCUGGAGAAAAGCCGUGAGCAGCAGCAGGCCUCCCCUGCCAAUGGUUACCAUGGCGAAAGCCACAGCCACGGCAACCCGCUGGUCCAGACCCAACAUAGUCUGGAGUACUCUCUGACAGACCCAACACUUCAACAGUCUGCCAUCAUUCACCUCCAGACAGCUGACAACAUGGAAGAGCAUCUAGAUGAUGAGGAUGAGGACGAUGAGGAGAAUGAGGAGGAUGAGGAGGACGAAGAGGACAACAGCAGUUUAUGCAGCGGACUGUCUGACUCCAGCACUCAGAGCUUGGCUAACAGUGACUCUGAGGAAGAAGAGGAGGAUGAGGAUGAGGAGGAGAAGUCGGAGGACUUUGAGGAUGGUGUGAGCACGCCGCCUGUGUCCCACACAGAGGUUGUUCCCCUGUCCUCUGUGUUGUGUUACUCUGAUGGCACCUUGCCACAGGACAACCACAUUGAAAAGCACAUGAAUGGAAACUCUUAUUUACUCAGCUCCCAAGCCAAGUAUUAUCAGCAGAAGAACCCCAGUGCUGUUGCAUCUGCCAACGGGACGGCCAGCCAACCCAGUGAAACUUACGGAGAGGCCUUAUCAUUCCCACACCCAGUUAGCACUAGCAAUGGGGCCAUGCCACAAGGACCAUACAACAUGGCCGCCGACAAGGCAGAGCAGUAUACAGACUUCCCCCACCAGGCUGAGGAACAGUACACCAAUCAACACUUUACCCUGACCAACGGCAGAGCAGCAACCACUGCCAUGGGCUGCUGCACACCUGACCUGGAAAACAACAUGGUCCAAUCUAAAGGAACAUUCCCUGAGCAGCCUGGGGGCAUUAGCCAGAUGGAGUCCCACAACAACUACCUGAACAAUAAGAGCUCCCAGGAAGGCUACGGUAGUAAUGGGAAGUGUUUUGUAACAGAGCAGCCAAAGGAAGUGUCUCGUGCUAAUGAUUUGUCUGAAGGGCCUUCUCUAGCAGACAGUACAAAGACACCUGCAUUAGCAGAGAAUCUCCCCCAGGUCGCACCAGUUUAGUUGGCCUAGCUUACCUGUCUGUAGACUUCAUGUUGUGUCUUUUCUUAAUGAACGACCCACUGGGCACAGUUCAAUGUCAACUAACGUGAAUUCAAUGUGAAAUCAACAACAAAUGUUACCGUGUCACUGGAUUUAGGUUAAAAGCUAGGUGAAAGAAAAGACUAAAUGCCCUUACAUUGAUUAUUUUUUGCAAAUCCAAUCAGUUUUUGACAUUGAUUCAAUGUCAUCGCAUAGAUUUUUAGGUUGAAAUGACGUGGAAACAACAUUGAUUCAACCAGUUUUUGGCCCGUGGGAAGGCUGACCAAGUGUUGAAGAUCUUUAUGGCCUUUAAUGGGAACUAAACUUUCCAAGUAAUUCGCAAGACCUUACAUUACAUAGACAUUACUUAGCUACUGGAUCCAUAAUGAGAAACAUUUCUAUUGAACCCGCUGAUUUCUAGUAUUCUAAAGUGCAAGAUGGAAUCAGUCAACAAAAACUGAACGCUAUAAGCCUGUGCAUUGUAUCUCGUAAUUUUAAAGGUAAAGUUUUAAGCAUAUAUUGUGAGUGGGACUUUUCAAUGUCUGUGUCAAAUGUGCAAAAGAAAUAUUGUCACAGUUUAUUUAUUGGUUCUGAAGUAUGUGUAUACUUAUGUUUUGAUAACUAUAAAUGCAUGUUCUUUUGGGUCUUAAAAUGGCAUUUAUGAGAAAUUGACCACGGUCAAUUUGGGGUUGAUAAAAUCUGUCUCAAUGUACUGUACAAACCUUAUUAUUGUGUUGUCACUUGUAAAAUCCCCGCUUUUAUAUGGUCUGGAAAAGCUUGAAACAGACUACCACUUGUAUUUAUUUAUUUAGAAUUAUAAUGCCAAGAGCAUCAUUUCAUUGGAAACAUUCAGGUGUUUAGACCACUAAUGUACUUUGACAGCUCUCAAAGACCAUAUACAGCUAUCAAAUAUAUGGGAACAACAGGACAAUAAUAUGAUCAGUAAAUCAUAUUUUAUGGGGCUUAAUUUAAAAAUAAACAUGUCAUAAUAAAAAAUACAAACUGGGGACAACAUAGGUAUUGCUGAGUUGGACAGGGAAAUGAUUUCAAGUACAUAUUUACACAAACGUUCCAUUCUCUUAUGACAACUGACAGUAAAUACCUGAAGAGAUUGGUUGUACAGA
Molecule: messenger RNA, 3463 nt
Organism: Oncorhynchus masou masou (cherry salmon)
Lineage: Eukaryota; Metazoa; Chordata; Actinopteri; Salmoniformes; Salmonidae
Gene: csrnp3
Product: cysteine-serine-rich nuclear protein 3
Exons: 7
Coding region: 471-2321 (616 amino acids)
Biological process (GO): regulation of transcription by RNA polymerase II
Cellular component (GO): nucleus
Molecular function (GO): sequence-specific DNA binding; DNA-binding transcription factor activity, RNA polymerase II-specific
Source: RefSeq, a predicted model, not a curated record